Molecule: messenger RNA, 1212 nt
Organism: Fusarium sp. VM40
Lineage: Eukaryota; Fungi; Ascomycota; Sordariomycetes; Hypocreales; Nectriaceae
Source: the annotation of a GenBank genome assembly
AUGCCUACACUGGAACCACUUCCGCCCUGCCCAGGCCCGAAGCUCGAGGCUUUCACGGACGACAUCACAAAGCACGACUUCAAGGUCAUCGAGUGUUUUGGAGCUGGGUGCCACUCUGGGGUUUGGAGGGUCGAGCUGGACGGAAAGCUCUACGCCAUCAAGAUUUUCAAUCAUGGCGGGACAAUGUCCACACAAUAUAACCCGGGGGAUUACUUCUGCGAAGGCUAUCAUUUUGAGGAACCUCCCCAACCAAGCGAAAGCUUGCCCCAGUCCGCAAUUGAUAGCCUGCUCCUGGACUCUUCUUCUUUCUACAACGAGUGUCGGGUAUUUGGGCGACUGAAGGAGCUGGGCCGCGAGGAUCUUGCCGUCAAAGUCUAUGGCUACAUACGCCUAGAUCUGCAAGACAAGAGGGUCCGACAACCUUUUGUCGAUCAUUUCAACACUUUCGAGCCUGUUGUCGGCGACGCAGCCUCUGGAGAGAAUGCGGAGAAAUUCGACAAACAUUAUGUUGCGAGCAUGGUGCAUCAGGGCCCGCACGACAUACCUGCCUUCGGCAUUGUCAAAGAAUUCAUUCCAGGGCCCCCAAUGAUGUUGUCCCAUGAAGCCUUACGUCGAAGAUCUGUAAAGCAACUCCCCCGACUGCUAAAGAACCUGCACAGCAUACACAAAUCGGGCAUUGUUAUACAGGAUCUCAAAGACUGUCAAUACAUCGACGGCCACCUCGUUGACUUCAGCCAUGCAUGGACAAUCCCGCACACCUACGGCCCAGAGGGCGGUCUCCGGCCGCGCUGGAUGUUUGAGAGCAUGGCGGCGUGGGAUAUCAAGUGCUUCCAGGAUAUUAUCGACGAAGAGAGAGCGGUGAACGGGGAUCUUGGCCUAGAUAUCAAAAUGCCCAGUGCUAUGGCUUUGAGUAACCAAGAGGUCCUGGGGCGUCUCCGACCUCGAGCCCAGACAUAUGGACCACUUCUACCAUAUUUGGCGUAUGAUCUUGAAAUAACUGAGCUUAGAACGCAUGAUCCAAAGUUCGACCCGGGACUGUUUGACUGGAGGGCGGCGCAGAAGAAGCCAAGCAAGAAGCCAGCUGGACACGUGACCAAACGAAAGGCGGCAACUGGACGCGUGACCAAGCGAAAGGCAUCAACUGGCCGAGGAAAGCAUAGAAAGGCCAAGAAAAGUAAGAAGACGGAGGGCGAAGAUGUGGGAGGGGAAUAG